CCGAAAAGGAACCCGGCCAUUUCUUUCGAUCGGGAUUCGGGAUCACUGUUGAGCAUCCAGGAUGAUGAACUUCUGCACAGAUCUGCCGGGAUACUCACUGGAAAAUUUUCCGGCUGCAGACAACGACUCCUUUUUCUGUCUACCUGACAUCCGUGACUUCAGCGAGUCAUCAAUCGACGCUGAAUUGUUUGAAGGCCUGGAAAUGGACGAGAAUCUACACUUUCCGACCUCGGAUUCAGUCCAGCCAAAAGAGAUCGGCGAUUCUCCAGCAAUGAAACGGACAGGUGAGCGUGGCUCGAGGAAAAGAAAAUCAGAUGAACUUGGCGUGAAGGUCGCAUUUAGGAUGAUGUCGGAUGUUGAAAUCUUGGACGACGGAUACAGAUGGCGGAAGUAUGGCAAGAAGAUGGUCAAGCACAACCAAAACCCUAGGAAUUACUACCGGUGCUCCCAUGGAGGCUGCAGCGUGAAGAAGAGGGUUGAAAGAGACAGAGAAGACCCAAGAUUCGUGAUCACCACGUAUGAGGGUACGCACAACCACGAAUGCCCUUACGUCAUUUACUACAUCACACCACAGCAUGGUUGUGAUGUAGGCGUCGUUAGUGCAGCCCAGAUUCCUUUCGUCUCUCAGGGUGCACCAUACGCCGGACGUCAGGGAUUCUACCUGUCUAACUAUAUGGAUAGCUAGAACAGAUCAACGCUUCGCCAAUCACCACUCUUUCUUGAUAGAAUAAUCUGUCCGUUGUUAAUCCUUAAUCUGAAUGUGAAUUGACGCCCAACAUCUCUUCUUGUGACUGCAAAGUCGCCAAUCACCAGUCUUUCUUAAAAGAAUUACCAGUUCGUGGUGAAUU
Messenger RNA from Nymphaea colorata (pocket water lily), 848 nucleotides. Its product is annotated as probable WRKY transcription factor 50. The transcript has 3 exons. The record is from RefSeq and is a predicted model, not a curated record. Gene Ontology annotation, biological process: regulation of DNA-templated transcription. NCBI's taxonomy places the organism in Eukaryota, Viridiplantae, Streptophyta, Magnoliopsida, Nymphaeales, Nymphaeaceae. The coding region runs from base 62 to 685 and encodes 207 amino acids. Gene Ontology annotation, molecular function: sequence-specific DNA binding; DNA-binding transcription factor activity.